This is a messenger RNA of Gavialis gangeticus (Gharial), 2459 nucleotides long. RefSeq names its product BLOC-1 related complex subunit 6 (gene BORCS6). Gene Ontology annotation, cellular component: BORC complex. Gene Ontology annotation, biological process: lysosome localization. NCBI's taxonomy places the organism in Eukaryota, Metazoa, Chordata, Crocodylia, Gavialidae. The record is from RefSeq and is a predicted model, not a curated record. The transcript has a single exon. Bases 76 to 513 code for a protein of 145 amino acids.
GGGUGACGUCAAGCUGGGGCCGAACCUGCGAAUCAGGAGUCAGCUCGGCCACGCCCCACCGCGGCACGGCUGCCAAUGAGGAGCACGAGCGGACCCAUCCGCUUCCCCCGUGGCAGCAGCUGUACGGCCAUGGCGGAGGCGGCGGUGGCGGAGAGCAUGGAGCGGGAGGGCACCCGCGAGCGGCCGGCGGAGCUGAUUCCGCCCGUGGAUCCGGAGGCGCUGGCGGAGCUGGCGGCGCUGGGCGCGCAGUUGGCGGCGCAGGUGGACGAACUGCUGCGGAGUCUGCGCGCGGGGCUGGCGGCACGGACGGCGCUGAGCGUGGGCUGUAUCCAUGCGUACCGCGACGGCGCGGAGAGCCUGGGCGAGGCGGCGGACGCGGGCGUGCGCGCGCUGUACACGCUGGUGGCGCGCUGCGAGGAGCUGGACCGCGCCAUGCAGCCCGUGCCCGCGCUGGCCGCGCGCAUCCGCUGCCUCAAGGGCGCGCUCGACCGCCUUGACGCGCUCUGCAAGUAGCAGCCCCUCGGCCCCGGCCCGCCGAGCUCCUGCUUUUUACCCCCGCGCAGCCGAUCUAAUAAAUUGCUGGUGUUUUGAAGCGGGCUGUGCCGGUGCUCCCGUUCGUCCCCUCUUGCCUGGGAAGCCGGGCUGCGCCGGGGGAAGCCUUCCUGCCUCCGAGCCUGGGGCUUCUGCUCUGCUCUCCCCGCAAGCUGCUGCCACCUCUUUUUCCUGUGCUAGACACCUUAGAUUAACCGGGGAGUUCAGUGGUUGCUGAGCUGUCAUUCAGCUUGGCCACUGCGCUCUUCCCUGGCGGUCUUCUCUGGGCGAGCGCCCUCCAGCCACCCUUUCACCUCACUCUUGGCAGUAGUACAGCCAUCAUGACCUGUGUGGGGCUUUCCAUGGGGAGCUUGGCAGCGCAGGUUGCUCUUGCUGUGCUUCUCACCAAGUUCUGCCUUCCAAGCUUGCAGUGGGAGCUAAAAUCUCUUUCUCUUCCUAACACGCCUGCUUUCAGCGGCCAAGAAGGCAGCUUUGCGGCACCUUACAGUUGAACGAAUGCAUCCCCGUGUUCCUUGUAGCAGGUGUGUUAGGCCAAGCCAAAACUACAAGUGUUGGAGAAUGAUCCUCCUUGCAUUCUUGGGGCAGGUGUGCCUUCUGGCAGGAUGGAAGGCUACAUUAGAAACUAGGCUAGACGUUGAAAGAUAAAGAUUAGAAAUGAAAUGGUCUUCCGAGCAUUAGUUAUACUUCACCGUUGUUCAGGGAAAAGCUAACACAAGACAUGGAUGUAGGGAUGUGGGAUUUUUUGCUAAUUACUGGAGUACAAUAGCAGCAUCUGUGUAGCUCUAGCAGGAGCAUUAACAUAGGCUGAAUAACAUUUGUGGUUUUUACCACAGUGUGGUCUAACUGCUCACAUCGGGUCAAGACAGGCCAGAGGUACAAUAGUGGCAGGGAGAGCCAAGUGUUUCAAUAGCUGUAGUAGGAGAUCAUGGUAAAUUUAUGAAGAGCGUCUGCAAGCAAAAGGACUGAAUUCUGAGGGUGGUAGAAAGAAAAUAAGCUGUCCUAUCCUCUUUCCCUUCUGCUACAGUAACAGGUCCCAUUUCUGAUGCUUUUGUGUGGCUACUACACUACCCCCUGAUAUGGAGAAAAGCGGCUCAGACCUAAAGUUCCCCAAAUGAUUUCUAGACUGUCUAGCUUUUGCUUUCUCAAACAUGAAACCAAGUUCUUUAAGAAACCAAAAUGACCUUAUUAAUUCUUGGUGCAUAGUAGAAAAAAUCUUGCUGCUGGAUUACAAAGCAGCAGCAAUUAUUAACUAUGAUUUCUAGCAGCAGCUACAUUUCCACCUUUUUCACUGCCAGCUGUACUUUAUCUUUUCAAACUGGGCCUCAGCUGGCUUUGUUACUGAAGUAAACAGAAGAUGGAAGCUAAGUCCUGCUGUUGCAAACGGUACUGUACAGCUGCCUGCUAACAGACCUCUAAUUACCACUCACCACGCCAGUGAGCCAGCUGACAUGAAACUAUUUCUAGCUCAUACAGAUACUAGUUACUGGAUAGUAUGCAAAACAAUGCAUAAACAAAUGUGCUUUGAAGUUAAAUUUUGUUUUAUGUAAUUUUUUAUUUCUAGCUGACUUCUUUGAAAGUUCCUACAUUACAGUGUUUAUUACAAGUAUAAUUAAGUGAAUAUGCAGGGCAGGAUUUUUCCAUCUCUUACAAAUUAUUAGUAUGAGACAGGUUAAUAGGUGAGCUUACAGUUCACAUUCUCAAACUACUGAUUUAUUCCAGUGCACAAAUGCAAUUUUCCAUCCAUCUAUUCUAUAGAAUUACACCUUCAAAAUGUUUGGUGAAUGUGAAACCACCUCAAGGAAGAGGAGAGUUCGAAUAAUUUUAGUAUUGAAAUUAACAUUCAUACUUUUGGAUGUAAUCAAGAUUCAGAUACGAGAAAAUGUUAUAUUAAAAUGGUAAGAUAAAAG